CGGAUUGAGGACUCCCCCGACGCCAAAAGGCCAACAGGAGCUCAGCGGGUGUUAAAUCUGCACAACAUUUGAGGGUCAGCAUCACAAAGACAGGCAUGAAGAUGUGCCGUCGUCACGUCGCGACGUUGCUGUUUUUACGCGUGGAGAAGCAGGUUGAGGCAACACACGCAGGGAGUACUUUGAAGCAGAAACGGUGUGGAGACCGAAAGACCGAACUAAUCAUGAAGCAAGACACAAUCAUGAGGGUCUUUGUGCUUUUGGCUUUGGCCGUCUUCUCUGGCUGCAAUGCCAACCUUUUUCACGCCGACGCCCCCAAGCCUCAGCUGGAGGUUCUGACCGACGCCUUCUGGGACUACGUGGCCAAGGCCACCCAGACGGCUGACGACACCCUGCAGAUGAUGAGGAAGUCUCAGUUUGGAGAGGAAGUCAACGCUCGUCUGGCCGAGAGCGCCGACAUCGCCAGCAAAUACGCGAGCACCUUGAAGGAGAAUCUCCCCUCGACAGCCGAGGACCUGAUGACCAAGAUCAGCUCGGAGGCCGACGUCUUGAGGAACGUGCUGAGCCAGGAGCUGAGUUCCGUCCGGCAGAAGCUGGAGCCUUUCACCGAGGACAUGAAGACCCAGAUCCGGCAGCGGGUGGAGCAGCUCAAGCAGGAGCUCACCCCCUACGCCGACACCCUGGACUCGGACGCGCUGAGAGAAGCCCUCAUGCAGAGGAGCGAGGAGCUGAAGGCCAGCCUGGAGAUGAGCGCCCGGCAGCUGCAGGAGCAGCUGGGACCUUACACCGACAACCUGAGGGAGGCGGUGGACCAGCACCUGGUCAACUUCCAACACAGCAUGGCCCCCAUGACCGACAACCUCCAGCGGGAGCUGAGUCAGAGAGCCCACCUGGUGGAGCAGAUGGUGGCCCCCUAUGCUGAAGACCUGAGGGAGAAACUCAACCCCUUGGCCCAGGACCUCCAGGACAAGCUCAUGGCCCUCUACCAGUCCUUUGCUCGUGUCUAGAAACAACCAAGAACAUCAGAAACUUCAUCAAUGAAACUUUCCAAUGUGAUGUAAUGUAAGGGUCAAUUACUCAACUAUUUAUUGUUCUUAUGGGUUUUUUUAAGGUGUAAUAAACACAAUCCUCAUCAACCAAACUGUCUUUUCUUUUUGCC
This is a messenger RNA of Entelurus aequoreus (snake pipefish), 1156 nucleotides long. Its product is annotated as apolipoprotein A-I-like. The transcript has 5 exons. Gene Ontology annotation, cellular component: high-density lipoprotein particle; extracellular region; blood microparticle. The record is from RefSeq and is a predicted model, not a curated record. Gene Ontology annotation, molecular function: phosphatidylcholine-sterol O-acyltransferase activator activity; phospholipid binding; cholesterol binding. The coding region runs from base 96 to 1004 and encodes 302 amino acids. Gene Ontology annotation, biological process: high-density lipoprotein particle assembly; reverse cholesterol transport; triglyceride homeostasis. Lineage: Eukaryota; Metazoa; Chordata; Actinopteri; Syngnathiformes; Syngnathidae.